AUGUUGAUACUGUUGCAGUUGUUAAUGUUGAUACUGUUGCAGUGGAAUGGUAUGCUGCGACGCUUCCGCACUGCGAUUCCGGUGGAGCACUGCAAUUCAUUCAUCAGAAAAUCAAUGGACUCACGUCCCGUGAAGCAAUCGUCAAAGACAAAUUGUUCGAAGCUUUUGGCCAUUUACCUGGAAAUGGGACUGUUCUACACUGUUCAAUGUUCAAAUGAGCCGUUCAAAGAAUCUGAGCUGUACAGAUUUUCCGUAGAGCGCAGUGCCUCGACAACAGUACUAGUUCGACGUGCGGCCUCAUUUAACGAGCAAUACAAAUCAGCUCACAAAUCAGAUGUACCUGAGUUAGCCGCAACGGCUGAAAAUAAGGAAAGUGAGGAAAGGCUGAAAGUGAACAACAGCGCGACAGCUAGUGAAUCUUUGCAGACGCAAAACCCAGAGGACCUUCAGGGUGUCAACUCGAAGCGGAGCAGUUCUCAAACGUUACAGUAUGACAACGAGAAUGCUCUACUGUCGCAGUAA
Molecule: messenger RNA, 522 nt
Organism: Gongylonema pulchrum
Lineage: Eukaryota; Metazoa; Nematoda; Chromadorea; Rhabditida; Gongylonematidae
Source: the annotation of a GenBank genome assembly